Molecule: messenger RNA, 981 nt
Organism: Symbiodinium sp. CCMP2592
Lineage: Eukaryota; Dinophyceae; Suessiales; Symbiodiniaceae
Source: the annotation of a GenBank genome assembly
AUGGCCCGAGCCUGCGGUGUUUGUCGGCUUCUGGGCAAACAGUUCUUGCAGGCCUUCAGAACGACGCGGAGGGAGAUCUGGCAGAGCGCAAGGCCCCAGGCAUCGGCCAACGCACUGCAAGCGGCGAGCCUUCCAGAGCAGAAGGAGCUUCAGCCGGAAGUCUUGUCCAGCUUGGCGCUGCAGCGCCUCCGAGAGCUCCCUGCGCAAGAGCCGGCCAACGGACUUCGAGGGCUCGCUGCCGCGCUGCUCUCUUUCAAGGCCGACGUCUUGGCCCAUGUGGCGGAAGCUUUGAGACCGAGGCUCAAGCCCAAGCUGCCUUUGGCUCUUCGCCCGGCGGAACUGUCCAGUACGCUGCGGGCUUGCACUGUACCAGAGGUCGGCGGCUGGUGGCUCCAAGCGGACUUCGCCUCGGUCCUCCGCCAGGUGCUUUGCGGCGGCUCCAGCGGCUCCGGCUCUUUCUCUUCUUCGGGAGCGCAGGGUGUGUCGAACGGAGUGCAAAGCUCGGCCGCCACGCGCUGGCAAGGCAGAGUGACGCUUGCUUCAACAAGAUGCCGCGCACAGCCGCUUCUGCCGGCGCUUUCUCCGCAGGCCGCAGCCAACGCGAGUUGGACGCCUGGGAAGCCGGAAGCCCGAGACCCGGCCUUACUCGACGAGGCCUUGGUCAGGGUGCGGAAGGACGUGGGCUCCCGGUUUCGGGCACAGGAGCUUGCCACCACUGCGUGGUGCCCGGUCAGCCCUUUGCGCCGGGGCGAGGCGUUGCCGGAGUUCCUGGGCCAGGAAGCUGCAGGUCGUUCUCUGGACGUGGCCUCGCGUUCCAUGCUGCUGGAGGCGCUGGCAUCUGCCGGUCGACUGCGCGCCUGCGAGGAUCUCAUGGGCUUCGGCCCGCUGAGUCUUGGGCUUCUUCCAGGUGCCGGAGCAGUGCUGACGCUCCUCGAAACGAGAGAGCGAAGUGAGGCGUCGCGCGACACGUCAGCGUCGUGA